Hyla sarda is the source of this 2552-nucleotide messenger RNA. RefSeq names its product high affinity choline transporter 1-like. The record is from RefSeq and is a predicted model, not a curated record. The transcript is spliced from 8 exons. Gene Ontology annotation, molecular function: choline:sodium symporter activity. Bases 176 to 1789 code for a protein of 537 amino acids. NCBI's taxonomy places the organism in Eukaryota, Metazoa, Chordata, Amphibia, Anura, Hylidae. Gene Ontology annotation, biological process: acetylcholine biosynthetic process; choline transport; transmembrane transport. Gene Ontology annotation, cellular component: plasma membrane.
CUAUGAGAUGAGCUGCCCCAGCAUUACUACGACAUAUGGUGACCCAGUAUAUAGAUCAGUCAGCUGUGAGGGGAGAACCUUCAAAGCAUUUCAUACCCUAGGAACCUUCGGAGAACCUACUAUGCUCCACUCUGUCUGUCCACUUUAGAAAGUUGUGGGAACACUUCUAAGGAAGAUGGCGCUGAAUGUUCCCGGCUUGAUAGCUGUGAUCAUUUUCUACGCCAUGACUCUACUGACCGGCCUUUGGGCUGCCUGGAAAGCCAAGAGAAGCGAGCGGAACAAGAGGCAAACUGAGGUAGCCAUUGUCGGGGGAAGGAACCUGAAUAUAUUUGUUGGGCUAUUCACCACUACUGCCACAUGGGUUGGAGGAGCCUAUAUUAAUGGGACGGCAGAAAUCGUUUACCUUCCAACAAAAGGACUGGCAUGGGUUCAUGCGCCAUUAGGAUUUGCAGCAACAUUCAUCAUUGGUGCCCUUUUCUUUGUCAAGCCAAUGAGGUCUAAAAAUUAUGUGACGAUGAUGGAUCCUCUACAAGAAUCCUUUGGAGAUACAAUGGGGAGCAUUCUGUUUAUUCCACCAUUACUGGGAGACAUUUUUUGGUUUGCAUCAAUUCUGGCUUCUUUGGGAGCCACAGUCAGAGUUAUUCUAGAUGUCAAAGGAUACAUAUCUAUAAUAAUAUCGGCUUGUACGGUCAUUCUGUAUACUUUGCUUGGUGGACUCUAUUCCGUGGCGUAUACAGACGUCAUCCAGAUGCUCUUUAUGCUAGUCAGUCUGUGGAUUUGUGUACCAUUUGCUCUUCUAAAUUCUGCAUCUGAAAACAUUGCUUACACAGCAGUGCACGAACUCUACCAAGGGCCGUGGAUUGGUAAUAUACAACCAAAGUACAUUGCAAGAUGGUUGGAUGAUUUCGCUUUUCUGAGUCUGGGAGGCAUUGCAUGGCAGACUUACUUUCAGAGAGUCCUUGCUUCAUCAUCUUCCAAGCAAGCGAUGGUGACUUCCUAUGUCUCUGGAGUGCUCUGUGCCAUCAUGGGUAUUCCAUCUAUUCUCAUUGGGGCUGUGGCGGUCUCCACUGACUGGAACCAGACUAGCUAUGGCUUGCCAACACCCUACGAGAGAGAUGAGGCCAAUAUGAUUCUUCCGCUUGUUCUCCAGUACUUAUGUCCAACCUAUGUGUCAGUCGCCGGGCUGGGAGCCAUAGCUGCGGCUGUUAUGUCCUCUGCGGACUCUUCGCUUCUGUCAGCCAGCUCUAUGUUUGCCUACAAUAUCUACAAGAAGAUGCUAAGGAAAACAGCUUCAGAAAGAGAAGUCUUAUGGGUCAUGCGCCUCUCCAUGGUCAUACUGGGCUCUGCAGGUACAGGACUGGCAUUUCUAUCCAACUCUGUGUAUGACUUGUGGUUCCUGAGCGGGGAGCUUGUAUACGCUCUACUAUUCCCACAACUUUGCUGUGCCCUCUUCAUCCCCGGCACCAACGUCUAUGGCUCAGUAGCUGGAUUUUUCUUGGGUUUCCUUUUAAGACUCCUUGGGGGAGAAAAUACCUUAAAAAUUCCUCCGGCUCUUCAUUACCCCGGAUGCAUCCUUGUUGAUGAUACCUAUGUGCAGUUAUUUCCCUUUAAGACAUUCACUAUGCUGGUCAGUCUGAUCACCAUCAUCGUCACGUCAUAUCUGGCGCAGGUUCUGUUCAUGAAAAAGAUUUUGCCGAUCCGGUGGGAUUUGUGCAAUGCGUUUCGAAAGGAUCCAAAUCACCUCAGUGAACACGAACUAGAGGAGCGGGUGGGACUGCAGACCACAUGAGACCAAGAGAACUUUUCAGAAGAGGACAAUUGUCCAUGUAUUUUUCCAAAAAUAAUUGUAUGCAAUAAUAAUAAUACUACAAUGUAAAUAAGUGCAGAGUGAUAAUAUUUUAUAUAGACCGUGUGGUGGUAAAAUGCUAAUGAGAAAAAUUGCUUUACCUAAAAUUAUGUAGAUACAAAGAUUUUAUUUUGGAGGUGGUGACUUCUCACCAUAAAUGAAAGAUGAAAGGCUCAGACAUGCUUGGUGCAGCUUGUUUAGUUGCUUCUAAUUUACAAUCCUUGUCAGUGCUGUAAUAUGCUCUUUAUGUACUGUACUCCUGGUGAGCUUGUGGUGAGCUCAUGCAGCCAAUCAGAAAAUACAGAGCUGCAGUUCAAUGAUUGGAAGAGAUACAGCAGCAGUCUGUGGCCCUGUUCACACAAUGUUUUGUUGGUUGAGAGAGAGGACCUGUGGUCAACCCCAUACAUAAGAUUUGAGUGAACUGAUCACACCCCUUUUUACAUUUUCUUGAUACGCCCUUCUGUUCCUGAGAUGAGGGUUUGUAGUUUGUCUGACAUUUCAGGGAAUCAGAUGGGCGUGAACUUAAUUUUAAAAAAGUGGGAGUGGCUAUCAUGUGAUGGGCGGGGUUAUACAGUCAGAGGUGUGGAUGCUGCACAUUGAGGGAGCUUGGAUACCUAAUAUACACUCUCUGGGGGAGAUUUAUGAAAACCUGUCCAGCGGAAAAGUUGCUGAGUUGUCCAUAGCAACCAAUCAGAUCGCUUCUUUC